Messenger RNA from Striga asiatica, 714 nucleotides. Lineage: Eukaryota; Viridiplantae; Streptophyta; Magnoliopsida; Lamiales; Orobanchaceae. The record is from the annotation of a GenBank genome assembly.
AUGUUGGAGACAGUCCUCUCGCCCGGGCCAUCAUUCCCUGCAGAGGCAGACACGAAUAUGCCUCGCUGCAUGGCUCCAAAGGCCCCGAUAGAAGUUGGGUCGAUCUCGAACGGCACCUGCACGGAGGCGAGAGAUAAGGAGAUUAUGUGGACUCCGUCUGAGAUGGCCUUGUCGAAGGCGGCAAGGAUCCAUGCACCCAUUUUUCCAGCAGACUUUGUAGACGGCGAUGCGUGCUCUCGGGGCGACCCCGGAAGCAACGCCGGUGGCGUGGCCGAAAAAGGUGGCGUUGGGGACGGCUCUGCCGGCGGCAAUGGAUGCGGUGUGGGUGCCGUGUCCAAUGGAGUCUCGUGGGGACUUGAAUUCCUCGAGUUGGCCGUUUUCAUUUGCUUCAUAACCCUUGGAGAAGAACCUGGCCCCAAUGAUUUUGUUGUUGCAGUUGGCUCUCGUGAAGUUCUCGCCUUCCUCACACUCCCCUCUCCAGAUGUCGGGAGAGAUGGGGUCGAGACCUUGGUCGUGGAAGCUUCGGUGUUCGGGCCAGAUGCCGCUGUCGAAUAUGCCGAUGAUCACAUUCAACCCCAACUCGGACUCCGACAGCUGCCCGUUACUGUCACUGGCAGAGGACUCCGACUGAAUGCCGAGGAAAGUAGGAGAGCGAGUCGUGUGGAGUUGGUGAAGGCGGUCUGGCGUAAUGGAUAUGAUCCCCGGCUGGCCUGA